AUGCAUCGCCCGCAGGGUGACAGCGGCAACGUCAUGUCCAAACCGUCGGAUGACACCUUGCACGCCAAAGCCAUUCAGGAACACGAUCACCAGAGGAAUGACAUGGACAUUGAAGCCAACGAUGCCCAGGUUAACGAGAUCGUCAGGCCUUACAGUCUCAAUCUUAUUCGCUCAGCGUCAAGACUCGACCCUGGUAUCAACCCGUUCCUAUCGGACCACCCUGCCCUGGACCCAAGCUGUCGCGAAGAGUUCAACGCCAAGAAGUGGGCCCGAGCCCUUCUACAGCACUCAUAUGAUCAUCCCGAGGACUACCCAAGACUUGAAGCUGGAGUCGCGUAUCGCAACCUGAGUGUUCAUGGGUACGGCACCGACACGGACUACCAGAAGGAUGUCCUUAACGUCCUCUGGCAAGCACCAAUGAUGAUCAAGCAGGCUCUCAGCAACCGUCGCCAAAAGAUUGACAUCUUGAGAGAGUUUGACGGAAUCGUCAAGAGUGGUGAGAUGCUCUUGGUGCUGGGCCGUCCUGGCAGUGGUGUUUCUACCUUGCUCAAGACGAUCGCUGGUGAAACUCAGGGUCUUCAUCUGGGAGAUCACUCUGUCGGAUUGGAAGUCUAA
Colletotrichum lupini is the source of this 615-nucleotide messenger RNA. RefSeq lists its product as uncharacterized. The transcript has a single exon. The record is from RefSeq and is a predicted model, not a curated record. NCBI's taxonomy places the organism in Eukaryota, Fungi, Ascomycota, Sordariomycetes, Glomerellales, Glomerellaceae. The coding region runs from base 1 to 615 and encodes 204 amino acids.